AUGAGAACAAAUGUUACCCUCGUGUGGGUAACUGUGACGCGGUUAAUUGAGACGAUCGGGCGUCGUUUUGGGCCAAGGAAGGGCAGAAGUCAGCUAAAGUGUUGCCGCCGGCCGGGUCGUCUCGAGAUUGGCCUUGGUCUAACUGUUGCCAGGGCAGUGCGGAUAAAAGGCAGCUUCACUUCAACCAUGCGGAAGCACUCGAAUUUCACGCUUUACCUUGGCAAUUAG
Messenger RNA from Protopolystoma xenopodis, 228 nucleotides. Lineage: Eukaryota; Metazoa; Platyhelminthes; Monogenea; Polystomatidea; Polystomatidae. The record is from the annotation of a GenBank genome assembly.